CCUGACUCUGCUUUAAACGGAUCAAAAUCCUAUUCGUCGUGUCUCCACUGACACUUCACAUCAAAACCCAAACUCAAGUCACUGCCAUCUCGCACGUUUGAAUCCCCAGAAAGAAAAAAAAAAUGCACGAAAUUAGAGACCCUGCAAUUAGGCUUUUCGGUCAGAAGAUCCCUUUCCCUGAAGAUGUUGUUGUUGACAAAGAAGAAAAAGAAAUAGAAAGUGGCGAGGAAAGAGAACAAGAGAUGGAAAAAUAUGAAGACCAAGGACACAAGGAUGCUGGAGUUGAAAAUGUUACUGAGGAAGAGCUAGAAGUUGAUCCUCCUCCAAAUGCUGAAGAGACUAAGAAUUCAGGCUCAUCCCCUGAGGCUAUUGUGAACCCCAAAACACCUUCCAUAGAAGAAGAAACAGAAAAAUCAAAAGGUGACAAAACAGAGAAGGAACAAGGUGAUGCAGCCAACUCACAAGAGAAAACCCUGAAGAAGCCAGAUAAAGUGCUACCAUGCCCCCGCUGCAAAAGCAUGGACACUAAAUUCUGUUACUACAACAACUACAAUGUCAACCAGCCGCGUUAUUUCUGCAAAGCCUGUCAAAGAUACUGGACUGCAGGUGGCACCAUGAGGAAUGUUCCUGUGGGGGCAGGACGGCGAAAGAACAAGAACUCUACCUCCCAUUAUCGCCACAUCACUAUCUCUGAGGCCCUUCAAGCAGCUAGAAUUGAUUCUCAUCUUCCACCUUUGAAAGGCAAUGGUAGAGUCCUCAGCUUUGGAUUAGAUGCACAUGCACCUAUUUGUGAUUCCAUGGCAUCUGUCAACAAUCUUGGAGAGAAAAAGCCUCUCAAUUGCACAAGAAAUGGGUUUCAUCAUGGCUUUGAGGAUCAAAGACUCCCCCCCGUUCCUUGCAAAAGUGGGGAAAAUGGUGAUGACUCUUCAACUACAUCCUCCAUCACAGUUUCAAGUUCCAAGGGAGAAAAUAACAAAAACACCUUCCAACAACAAUCAGUGCCCCAAAAUCAUGGUUUCCUUCCUCAACUUCCAUGUAUUCCUGGUGUUUCUUGGCCCUAUACAUGGAAUUCUCCAGUUCCUCCACCUGCUAUGUGUCCUUCAGGAUUUCCCCUACCAUUCUAUCCUGCUACAUUUUGGAACUGUGGCAUGCCAGGGAAUUGGAAUGUUCCAUUGUUUUCCUCACAUUCAUCUGCUUCAAACCUCGAGUCUCGAAGCUCCAGUCCAAAUUCUCCAACUUUGGGGAAGCACUCGCGCGACGGUGACAUGAUUAAGCAAUACUCUUUGCCUAAAGAAGAAGCUUCAAAGCCAAGAAACGGGGGUGUUUUGGUUCCCAAAACGUUGAGAAUUGAUGAUCCAAGUGAGGCUGCAAAGAGUUCUAUAUGGGCAACUCUAGGAAUUAAGAAUGAGUCAGUGAGUGGUGGAGGUAUGUUUAAGGCCUUCCAAUCAAAGAAAAAUGAAAAGAAUCAUGUUGAAGCCUCUCCAUUGUUGAUGGCUAACCCUGCAGCUUUAUCUAGAUCCCUCAAUUUUCAUGAAAACUCCUGAAUUAAUCACUUCUUGUCUAGCUAGCAAGAGACGGUGACCAUCUGAGUGAUGAUGGGUUAUUGACUUGCUUCAUUGACCUUGUAUAGAAGAAGCAAAAGGGUUGUAGUCUCUGAUUUCCUCAGCAUAAGUGGGACGACGAGGACUAAUUUUGUCUUUAUUUUCAUUUGACAAUAUAAAAAUAGAGUAUAUAGGUUCUUUUUCAUGUGCUUAGAGUUUGAGUUCAUGUGCAUACUAUAUAAAAAUAUAUGUGAAAUACUGCCCUUUAGCCUAGAUAUGGAAAAGAUCUUUUUCUUUGUAUAAAAAUCCUAACGUUGUACAUGUUUUAGUACUUCGUAGAAAAGUGAAUAAUUUUGUUUGACUCUC
Messenger RNA from Glycine soja, 1907 nucleotides. Its product is annotated as cyclic dof factor 3-like. The transcript has 2 exons. The record is from RefSeq and is a predicted model, not a curated record. Gene Ontology annotation, molecular function: DNA-binding transcription factor activity; DNA binding. The coding region runs from base 123 to 1544 and encodes 473 amino acids. Gene Ontology annotation, biological process: regulation of DNA-templated transcription. NCBI's taxonomy places the organism in Eukaryota, Viridiplantae, Streptophyta, Magnoliopsida, Fabales, Fabaceae.